AUGUCGAAUUCAACAGCGAUUGUAGAUUGUACAUUCAAUCUUAUUUCUUUAGUACUCGAUACGAUCGCUAUUUUUACUUGUGUUAUAUAUAUAUGUGCUAUUGUUUAUCGAUUUAUCGAAAUUAAAUAUAAACAUGGUCAAUUAAGAAUUGAUAUACCAUUAAUACUUACUAUUAACAUUAUUUGUUCUAUUCUAAUUAAAAGUACUUUACAAAUUAUUCAUGUGACUGUUCCAACAUUAAUCAAAGAUUUUCAAAUAAUGAAUAAUCUUCAAAAUGUAUUGUGUUAUCGAUUUCGAGCCUAUAUACUUUGGUCAAUGGUUGGUGUAUUAUAUUGGAGUUAUAGUCUAUUAGCAUUCUUUCGAUUUACUCGAGUGAUAUAUUCAACAAAACUAUGGCUUCGUCGAUUAUCACUUUAUUUAUAUGUACUAAUUCCUUGUCAAUAUAUAUUUGUAUUUAUUAGUUUGUUACCAUCACUUGUUAUAUUUAAUAAUAUAGAUCUGAUUCUAAAUGAAGCAUAUUGUGGUAUUGUAUACUCGCAAUUCUAUGCUUCGGUUUAUGAAACUGCUAUAACGUUUUCUAUACCUUUCAGUAUUGUGGGCAUAUUUUAUGUUUGCAUUUUUCGAAAAAUGCGAGAAACAACAGCAAUACGUCAAGCCCAAGAAUUAGAUAGACGAGAUUAUAUUGUCAUACGUCGUAUGGGGUUAAAUAUGAUGCUUCUAAGUAUAUUGGCAAUUCCAUUUGUAACUAUAUAUAUAAAGGAUAAAAUUCAAAAUCAUUAUGAAUCAAUUUUAUAUAGAGUUGAAUGGUUAUCAUCAUCCGUUGGGUCUGGCUUAUUUUCAGUUACACUUCCAUUCAUCACAACGCGGUUACGUGAUAUCCUAAAACCAAAUGGAAUAGCACCAAUAAACAAUCAACAUAUGACUUAA
Messenger RNA from Adineta steineri, 927 nucleotides. Lineage: Eukaryota; Metazoa; Rotifera; Eurotatoria; Adinetida; Adinetidae. The record is from the annotation of a GenBank genome assembly.